GUUGCUGACACACAGAUAGGACCCGAUACAAGACGAACUCACGGUAACAUUAAGUGAACCUCAAGUGAGCACAACCGUUCAGUUUUGACACCAGUGAUCAUUGCUUGAAGUGGUCAUCCAAUUGAGCAAGCAACGCAACCAGUUGAAACAGAUAACUAACAUUUCAAGAGAAGAGUAUAGCAGCACUGAGUUUGGGUUGGAACAGGAUUAAAGAUGACAGAAAGCAUCAUCUUAAACAGCAUCUGUCAUAUUGUAGUUUGGUGGCUAGUUAUGACUUGUGUAUCAUGCCAACUUGAUGAUGACGAUAGGUUGAACCCAAAAGCAAGUUUUAAUAGACUAAAACCCGCCAAAAAAACCGCUACAGGGCCAAAGAAUGUCUUAAUUCAAGAAUCUUACUACUUCCCAAGCCCACGGCCUGAAGAUCUGAACCCAACCUUGCUGAGAAGAUUACUCGGUAAAGAUGCGGACUCGGAGUAUGUUGCCUUGACGAGAGAGCAAAUGUUACUGCGUAAACAGAACGUCAGUCGUGAUUUCCAAGUUUAUCGCAAACUUUUGGUUCGAUCGAUGCCCAAAAACAUCAAAGGCCUUGAUUUUACGAUGCCCGGUUUAAAGAAAAACCUUGGGCCAAGAGCAAGUAGGAAACUCCAGCUUUGGCUUUGGAAAAUGUCCUCAUGUCCCGUCAUGUCUAAAUGGAAAAAUUUUGGCGUACUAUACUGGCCGCCUUGGCGUAACGUGGGACGCUGCGCAAAAAAGCCUUCCUGCUCGUUUCCUAAGGGAAUGAGAUGCAAAAAAGCCGAAACCAAAAAUAUCGCUGCACUACGAUGGGUCUGUAAGCAGAGAAGGGGAGAGGAAUCUCGUGUGUCAUGUCAGUGGAUGAAGACAUCCUUGGCUGUUAUUACUAAGUGUAAGUGUAUGUGUUCGCAAGGCAAAACUAAAGACGAAUGAUAUCAAAGACAAACACGGGGUAGCUUUUGAUUCUUAUCGCGCAGACUUCUCGUCACCAAAGAACAGGUCAAACGUGAACAGCACCCUUUAACGAGAAUAAACUUCAACUGAUUGAAAAACAAUUUGGAAAGGUCUUUAAUUGAAGGAAAAUUAUUAUAUUGUUGGAAAAUUGUUUUGUUUAAAUCCAAAAUGCCCUGUAAUUUGUAGUGCAUUUGAAAUUACUGGCGCAGCUAGAUGCCAAGAUUAGUAUCAGUUUUUCUCUCUGAAAGACCUUUCCAUUUUGUCACCUUCAUAUUUGUACAACUGUACGAUAAGUACACUUCAAGUAGUGUACAAAGUCAAAAUAACAAGUCGCUAAAUUUUAAAACGAUUUUAAUUUCAUAUCAAGACCUUUUCCCUAGGAUUACGCAGAUAUUGAGAAAACCAAUGACAUCGCUUUUUCCCUUGCCGAUGUACUUCGCGGGAACUAGUCAUAACUUUUGAAAAUUAAGAAUGAAAAAAAUAUUCGUAUAUUUUGCGCCAUUAACUAGUUUGAUAAGCAAAAGGUCUCUCUUCGUUGUGGUAGCAAUCCUUUGAAAAGAGACCAUUAAGUUACGGUAUCGUAUUAAAAAUUGCCUCUAGAAAUUUCAACGUAUAUUACUGUAAUUUAUUUUUCUAAGCACAGAAUUCAUAGUCAGAAAUCUUUAGGAUUUAGAAUUGGACCAAGCUACCCAGCUCAAGUAGCUUUUAUAUAUUAUUGUUUUAUGACCAUUGAAUCAAACAACAAAACGAUUAACAGAAAGAGAGCGAGCAAAGUAAACUUAAGCCUGGUCUUUGCCAGCGACUUUUAAGGCGCAAUUUGCAACAGCAUUGCGACACAAGUUGCUAGAGUGUUUACACUGUAAACGGAUACUUAAUCUUUGCAAAAAGUACAAACGAAUUCUAAUUUUCGCUACGACUGCUGCAACUUGUCUCGCAACAUUAUUCUUUUCAAAUUGCGGCGUAGUUUACACGCUGCAAUGUUCCAUGCAUCACUUUUCGCAAAGCAUGCGCUGCAAGACAGAUUGGGAAGAAAAUUGCUCCGUUUGCGAUCGCGCCCUUUAGAUUCCUUUUUUCAUUUGUGACUAAAACAGACGUGUUUGUGACGUCAUGUCGUGCUUCAUACUAUAGUAUACACUAUGGGGACUUUAUCGAGGCAACUUUUGUCAAAAUUGAGUGAAUGAGAAUAUAUUCUUUAUAAAAAUAGGUUCAACUUCUCAUUAAAAGGAUAAGCAAAGCGAGAAGAUCAACGUUGUAUAUCGUACUGAAA
This is a messenger RNA of Actinia tenebrosa (Australian red waratah sea anemone), 2233 nucleotides long. Its product is annotated as noggin-like. NCBI's taxonomy places the organism in Eukaryota, Metazoa, Cnidaria, Anthozoa, Actiniaria, Actiniidae. The record is from RefSeq and is a predicted model, not a curated record. Gene Ontology annotation, biological process: osteoblast differentiation; negative regulation of BMP signaling pathway; negative regulation of cell differentiation.